Thamnophis elegans (Western terrestrial garter snake) is the source of this 2505-nucleotide messenger RNA. RefSeq names its product acetyl-CoA acetyltransferase 1 (gene ACAT1). Gene Ontology annotation, biological process: fatty acid beta-oxidation. The coding region runs from base 92 to 1339 and encodes 415 amino acids. The record is from RefSeq and is a predicted model, not a curated record. Lineage: Eukaryota; Metazoa; Chordata; Lepidosauria; Squamata; Natricidae. The transcript has 12 exons. Gene Ontology annotation, molecular function: acetyl-CoA C-acetyltransferase activity.
GGGGGCGUGGCGCUCGUGCUGGUGAAGGUGACGGCGGAGGUGCUCCUUGCUGUUUCCAGACGUUGAGGCGGUCGAAGUGCGGACGGCAGGGAUGCAGUGCGGACGGCAGGUAGCGAAGCCCCUUCGGGCAUUAAGAUUUUCAAGCCGAGGCUACUCAUCACAACGUGGUUUAAAUGAGGUAGUUAUUGUGAGUGCUGUCCGGACACCAAUAGGAUCUUUCCAAAGUUCCCUUUUCUCACUGCCAGCCACUAACCUUGGUUCCAUUGCAAUUAAAGGAGCAAUAGAAAAAGCAGGUAUCCCUUCUCAAGAAGUGAAAGAAGUAUACAUGGGAAAUGUUAUCCAAGCUGGAGAAGGACAGGCUCCUGCACGACAAGCAACCCUUGGUGCCGGCUUACCAGUUUCUACUCCUUGCACAACCGUCAACAAAGUUUGUGCUUCUGGAAUGAAAUCUAUUAUGAUGGCAGCUCAGAGCUUGAUGUGUGGGAGUCAGGAUGUGAUGGUGGCUGGAGGGAUGGAAAGCAUGUCAAAUGUCCCUUACACCAUGACCAGGGGAACAACGCCUUAUGGAGGAGUAAAGCUUGAAGAUUUGAUUGUCAAAGAUGGCUUGACAGAUGUCUACAACAAGAUCCACAUGGGUAAUUGUGCUGAGAAUACCGCUAAGAAAUUUUCUAUAUCACGGGAAGAUCAAGAUACUUACGCUAUAAAAUCGUAUACCAAAAGCAAGGAAGGUUGGGAAUCUGGAAUAUUUGCCAAGGAAAUUGUGCCUGUUACUAUUUCUCAAAAAGGGAAACCAGACACACAGGUUAAAGAAGAUGAGGAAUACAAGCGUGUUGACUUUAGUAAAGUUCCAAAAUUGAAGACAGUGUUCCAAAAAGAAAAUGGAACAGUCACUGCUGCCAAUGCUAGUACGCUGAACGAUGGAGCAGCUGCUUUGGUACUGAUGACUUCAGAAGCAGCCAAAAGACUGAAUGUGAAGCCAUUGGCUAGAAUCGUAGGUUUUGCAGAUGCUGCUGUUGAUCCUAUUGAUUUUCCCAUUGCACCAGCACAUGCGGUUCCUAAGUUACUUGCUCAGACAGGACUCAAAAAGGAAGAUGUUAAAAUGUGGGAAAUCAAUGAAGCAUUCAGUGUUGUUGUCCUAGCUAACAUUAAAAUGCUAGAUAUUGAUCCACAAAAGGUAAAUAUUCAUGGAGGAGCAGUCUCUUUGGGACACCCAAUUGGGAUGUCUGGGGCAAGAAUAGUUGUUCACAUGACUCAUGCCUUGAAACAAGGAGAACAUGGCCUUGCUGGGAUUUGCAACGGUGGUGGUGGGGCCUCUGCAAUAUUGAUCCAAAAGUUAUAGCUUCUGAUCUCAAGCUCUAAGGCCCAACUUACGAAUAGCUGUUACAACCGGGAUUGGAAUUGCAGUAUAGAGGGUUAAUUGUUAAUUGUAAUUAAUGGCAUUGUUCAACAAAAUUAUGUCUUCUUAUUAUAGCAUGUUUUCAUGCAAAAUGUUUUUUUAUAUCUUGGACUCUAAAACAUGUUAAUUAUCACCCAGUGCUGCAGCUAUCAUAACUAUUUUAGAAACUUAUCAUUUGUCCUGCUCUCGUCACCGAAUUUUAGACAUUCUUUUGCUCUUUUCCCUCAGCCUCCUAGAAUGAGGACAGUGGUUGUGCCAUGCGUAAUUUUGCCCAGAAAACAACUGCUUGGUUGGAGGAAAAUAGUAUAGAAGUAACACUGGAUUAUGUUUCCACAAUUGGUAGAAAUAAACAAGAAAGGCUAUUGAAUAAAUAUUUACCAUACAACAAUAAUGAAUUGAAAAGCAAUCUUUGCCACUGAGCAUUGUAGCUCUUCUGAAAGCUUACCUGUAUGUACUCGCUUAUACUUGUAACUGAGGAAAGUAUGAAGGAAAACCUUUCAACUUGUAAUAGCACAUCACAUUCUAGAAAAACCAUUCCAGAUAGUUAAGAUGGCAAUUGAACUAUAAACAAGUUAAAAUAGCAAUUAAGGUCUGAUAUCUAUAGAUGGUUUCUGCACGAUACAGCUUCAUUCUAAUUUACAUACUAUUGCCCAUUAAAAAAAACACACACGCAGUGAUGAGUUGUUUUGUAACUACUUUGCUCAUUCAGCCUCAUAUAUUUCAGUAUAGCAAAAGAAAGCGGAAGCAGGGAUUCGAUUUUUAAUAAGUACAGCAAUAUUCUUUUGCUUAUGCAAAGCUUGAUAAGAAUUUUUCAAUGAAAGAUUAGAAUGAGGUUGAAGACAGCAUGCUGUCCACUGUGAGAAAUAAAAUGACCAUUGGAUUACCUGAAGGGUCCUUUUCUGUAUGCUGCGAUGAGAGUCCAAACAUGGGUUAAAUUCUGUCUGACUGCCCUGGACUGAACUGAAAGAUCUUUAGCCACGUCUCCUCUUCUGGCUCCUCAGAUUUUUCGAUGAAGGCGUGGAUCUGUAACACUGUUCAAAUGUGGUUCCAUUGAAUCUUGUUCUUAGUUCAAGUCAACAUAGUUGCAUAAGUCAAGUCCGGUAACAAAG